UGUCUGCGGCACAAACCCAUGGCCGACCAAGCCGAUCGCUGGCAGGCAUCGUUAUCGAAGUCUCGGGAGGUUCUGCGCCAUGCAGCAUCGUUGCUGGGUUCCCUGGCGGGAGGUUGGGUGCCCUUCUUUAAGGCGCACCUGCAUCGUCUACCCCGCCUUCGCAGCAUUUCAUCAAAGGAAUCGCAGAAGACGCCCAUGUCUUGCCAGUGCACAAUUUGAACGACCGUCGAUACACUGGUGCCUGGUGUUCCUGCGCGGGACCUGCAGAAGCUUCCGGCGCCGUUCUGUUAGCAAACCAGGGAACGGAAUAGUGACGUUACUGCGAUAUCACAGUACAUGGGCGUACUGCAUGUUCGCACAGUCUAGACGUUGAUCACCCAAGAAAAGACAAAGUGAACCAUUAGAAGUCGUUUUGCUCCUCGUCUGUUGAGCUUGUUCCUCCCAGAGAAUUUCUCGCGCAGGACAAACUUGGGAAGCUUUUCUGUGGGUGCCAUACUCGCAACACCGCAUCAUGAUGCAAUGCAGCGUACGAAAUAUUGAAGCACCGCUUUGGUCCUUACCCGCUAUCGAUAG
Messenger RNA from Didymella exigua CBS 183.55, 573 nucleotides. RefSeq lists its product as uncharacterized. The record is from RefSeq and is a predicted model, not a curated record. Bases 80 to 373 code for a protein of 97 amino acids. NCBI's taxonomy places the organism in Eukaryota, Fungi, Ascomycota, Dothideomycetes, Pleosporales, Didymellaceae. The transcript is spliced from 2 exons.